This is a messenger RNA of Magnolia sinica, 894 nucleotides long. Its product is annotated as (S)-coclaurine N-methyltransferase-like. The transcript has 7 exons. NCBI's taxonomy places the organism in Eukaryota, Viridiplantae, Streptophyta, Magnoliopsida, Magnoliales, Magnoliaceae. The coding region runs from base 1 to 894 and encodes 297 amino acids. The record is from RefSeq and is a predicted model, not a curated record.
AUGAGCAAUGAAGUGGUUGGCUUCAACUAUCUCAAGGAGUUGUAUGCUGAAGAUGAGGACUUCAAGGAUGCAUGGAUGAGCGGCGGUUACUACAAGGAUAAGUCAGUUACAUUGGAUGAUGCGGAGGAAGCAAUGUUGGAGCUUUACUGCAGAAGGGCACAAAUAGAGGAUGGUCAGAGCAUCCUGGACCUUGGAUGUGGGUUGGGCCCAAUUAUUCUCCAUAUUGCAAAGAAAUAUAGGAAUUGCAAUGUUAUGGGAGUUACGAUAUCGUCCUCUGAUAAAGAGCUGAUAGAAGAGAAGUGUAGGUGCCUUAAGUUGUGCAAUGUGGAGAUCAUCGUCGCCGACAUAACCAAAUUUGAAACAAAUGCAACCUUUGAUCGUGUAAUACUCAUUCAGGUGCUUGAGCAAAUGAAGAACUAUCAACAAGUUUUGAAGUUGAUAUCGAAAUGGCUGAAGAAUGAUGGCUAUAUCUUCGUGGAUCAUUUGUGUCAUAAAACAUUUCCUUCCCACAAUAAGGCAAUUAGCGAAGAUGAUUGGUUCGCAAAGUACAUCUUCCCAAGGAUAUUUCCUUAUGAUGCAGCAACAAUUCUGUCAGCUUCCUCACUUCUUUAUUUCCAGGAUGAUGUUGAGGUUGUGGACCAUUGGCUUUUAAACGGAAACCAUUACGCACUUUCAAGUAGAGAGUGGCUAAAGAGAAUGGAUGAGAAUGCUGAUGUGCUGAAAGGUAUAAUAAAAGAAGCGUUGGGAAGUGAGGAAGCUGCUACAAAAUGGGCUUAUUAUUGGAGAAGCUUCUUCAUGUGGGGUUUCGAACAAUUCUCAUACAACGAUGGUCAGGAAUGGAUGAUUUCGCACAUUUUAUUCAAGAAGCCAUGUAUCCAUUCUCACUUCCGAUGA